GUUAAGAGAGCAACAUUAGACAGUAGUCUGUAAAAAGUAGUUUGCUACUAGAAGUUCUGUUUCCUUUUAGAUGUAUCUCACUGAUUUAAUAUCACAUGAUGUGUUUUUCCAAAUAUUUCUCCUGCAGUUUGUCUCUGUUUUGUAAAAUAAUUGCUGUGUAAAUUCUUAUGUAUUGUUUGUAUGCCUGGUGAGAAAAUGUAGAUUAUGAUGUUGAAAUAGGGUUAGUUUUUACCGUGACUAAAUGAAAUGAUGGCCUGUGACCAAGGGCGUCAGUUUGUUUUCAGAAUUGCUGGGGACAAUAACCAUACACUUGAGUGGGGUUUAAAAAUUGCUGGGGACAAUAAAGUAGACUAGCACAGGGGUCGGCAAUCCGCGGAUCUGGAGCCGCAAGCGGCUCCUCCAUCCAUCUGAUGCGGCUCUCUGUACUUUUAAAAUAAUGAAUGGAUAUUUAAAUAAAAUGCUUUAUAUUUUACUGCAUUAAUUUUACAUCUGUAUGCCAAUUCUAAAUGUAAAGAUUGUCUGCGUAAACCUGAACAGGUCCAACCCGGUCUGACUGUGAGACCGGGUUGACGCGUCACGCUUGUGCGUAAUCAUAUGCGCUUCCUGAGCUGGAGGAUGUCAGAUUCUGGGCUUCUCCUCAGACAGGCUCCUGGAUGUGUCGCCACAUUGGAGACAGGAACAAGCACUAUUCAGCCAAAGUUUCAUAAUCAGGGAACAUUUUCUAAGUGACAAGUCUCUGAGUGACCGGGUUUGGAAAACACUCGCUUCAGUGGGAGGAACUUUCCCGCAUGCGCUCUGGUUCUGAGAGCCUGGAUUUGUAUUCUGAACAGUCUAAACAUGUUUUAAAAAGAAUCGCGUGACAAAAGUGGCACCUGCUCAGUAAAACCACCAACAGGGUGAAAAAUAUCUAAAUAUUGUAGGCAGAGACGGGCUACAACUUCUGGAUCCACUUUAUAUAAAUCGUUUUAUUCAUUAUCGUCUUACGAAAGAUAACUUUGACGUACACGAGCGACCAGGCGCGUUGCAAACUUUUCAAAAGUGUGGGGGAUGUUGUCUGUGCCUAAAAUAAGUUCAUGCUAUUCAUCUUGUUAUUUUAAUUUCCAUAAUAGCGGAGCAGGUGCGAAUUUUAGAUGCGUCACGCAUGUCUCCGCUUUAAACAUGUUUAAACUGUUCAGAAUACAAAUCCAGGCUCUGUCUCGUUAGAUUGGUGUAACUAAAGUUUGUACUGAAUGAAACUUUACAUUAAACCAUGUUGAAAAGAAAAGGAUCCCAUUAAAUCGUUUCCCCCUCAUUUACAGUCAUGACAUACAGCGCAGUGCGCAUGGCUCUGGGGUUAAUCAAGUUUAGUUGUUUCUCUUUGCAACAAUCUUCACAGGAAGGCAAAACAGUUAAAUGACAGGUUACAGAUAUUUCCAUUUGACUUUUAUUUUGACGGAUAAACUCAAGGAUGUUCGUUGAUUUCCUCCCACUGAAGAGGAAACCCGGUCUCUCUGAGGGAUGUGUCACUUGGAAAAUGUUAUUUUUAUGAAAUUAUGAAAGUUUGGCUGAACAGCGCUUGUUCCUGUCUCCAAUAUGGAGACGCAUGACACAUCCAGUCGCCUCUUCAGCUCAGAAAGCUCCUGUAGAGACAUUUGAUCACGCACAAAGUUCAUGUGGAGCAGAAGCGGUCGGGCCACGGCAGGUGAAACGUUCCUAGCCUACAUGAAGUGAAACUGUUUAAUUGUAACAUUAAUAUGUUACUGGACACGCAGGUCUGGUUGGUUAGACCAGUGUUUGAAGUGGAACACACACACACACACACCAAUUAAAACAAUGCUGAUAGCAUGGACUAGAAGACAGGUGAUGGUUUACGUAUUUAAAUGAUGAUUAGGCUGCUGUAAAAUGUAAUCUCCAUCCACAUCCAGACACAAUUAUCCUCUAUUCUUUCUCUAUUUGCUCUGCUCUUGUCUGGGCUAGCGUAGCUGAUGGUGCGCGCGGCACGCCUAACGGCUGAUGCACAUUUUACGCAUUUGGAGAGAUGGGCUGGAUGCUUUGCGUUUACUGAAAGUUGGUCCACUUAACGCACGGGUGUAGACUAAAUAUUAAUGACAAAUGAAUGAAAAUUAAAUUGGGAGUUUUUACUUCAUAUUUUAUAAAUAAAAAGGACGGGGGAACACAUUUAUGACGUCUUUUUAAACUAAAUUUCCUAGCGCGACCUGCCUGCUUCACUAAGUCACUGCUUAUUAAGGUCCAGAAUUACCGUGGCCCACCCAAAAAUGAAAACCUGGCACCGCGCCAGUUAUAAACCUCUGCAAAUUGUUGUUCUUCACUUUAUCAAACUCAGACUUUGUACAGCUAAUGUCAAGAUGUAAAAUUAUUCAGUCGAGCUCUUCCGUCCCUCCCUCUCCUGCUCUCCUGGAAACCCGACAUCGGCUGUCAGAAGCGGAGGUGAAGAAGGAGAUGAGGCAAACAGAGUGAGUGUGACAUAAAGAAACCAGACUGGUGUGGAGGUGAGCAAAACAGCUGGAAAAGUGUGGGUGUUGAAUCCCCCACGGGUGCGACGCCCAUGGUACCGGCUGCUGUCACCUGGUUGUGAGCAGCUCUCUGCUGUCUGAGGGUAGGCCCCGCCCACAACGCUGCGACUGCUGCGGUGUUUUCUUUACUGUGGGAAAUGGGUAAUAAUGGCUCUUUGAUGGGAACAGGUUGCCGACCCCUGGUAUAAGAUCUGAGCUGGUAAAACAAAAAUCCUCAUCAGCAGGCUUUUUUGAAAGUGGGGGGGACACAGCUGCCAAUUACAAAUUUUGCCGGGGACAUGUCCCCGGUGUCCCCGGUUAAACUGACGCCUAUGCCUGUGACUAUGUAACAUGUAAAAUACUUACCUUUGUUCUGGACUGUUGAAAGAUUGGCCAUAAAAUGCUAGAAUGCACCCAAAGUAACCAGCAUAAAUAGUAAGUUUAUUUUGUUAUGAAAUUUACAGUGUACUUUUUAAAUUAAAAUUGGAAAACAAGACUAUAGUAUAUUUGACCCCCCAUUUUUGACAGCUGUAAUGAUUGCUGAGUAUACAAUUAUCAGACCUUGUAAAGGCUAUGUGUAUGCAUUACCACAAGAGGUACUGCUCCACUUGUGACAGUAAAUCUUUUGGGCUAUUGCUUGGUACUCAGAUGCCAAUUCUGAGUACCACUCUGCCAUAAAAUGACUCAUAAAAAAGGUUAAUGGUAUGAUGUUCAUUGUUUUUAUAUGUGUUGAGACCAUUGUAGUAUUUUUUAAUCAUCUCCAUUCCUUGCUUUAUACACAGGAUGAUGGCAGCAUCUCAGAAAUUCCUGCUGAGAGUUUACAGCACUACAGAUGUUGUUGUGAAGGUUUCUCUAACUAAGCGGCCUGAGUCAGUGGAAGAACUAAUCACCAUACUCCGGGAGAAGCUCAACCCAAGGCUGGACUUUGAGUUUACCUUACAAUACGAAGACCCUGACUUUGAUGGGCAACUUACCUGUCUACAUGAUAUUCAAGAGCUACUAGAGAAGAGCACAUUAAAAAUAGUGCGAUCCGAAAGUGAUGCCAGUUCUUGUGCAAGUUCUGACACAGACAUCCUUCCUCAUGUGCCUUUAGCUCAGCAUCUGAAGUGUUGGCCUGACACUUUCCCAGUACCUACCUUUUCUUACGAAGUCGAACAUGUCCUUGAGAAGGGAAAUAAAGCCUACGAGAUGUCUGGAAAGCAACUGAAAUUGACACGAGCCCAAAAGCACAACAUCUUGGAGACCAUGGCUUCAGUGAUGCACACCUUCAAAGCCUAUCCGAGUGACAGAGAUGUGUGUUUGGCAGCAAAAGCUCUUGUUACCACUCAUCCAUGUCUUAAUGAGCCUGGAAGUUAUGGUUGGAAGGCCAGUUUAAAAUUUAAGAUGGGAAAUUACCGCACCAAGCUAGCCAGAGCCGGAUGCGCGGAGGUGUCCGUGAAUGCUGGUAGAAGGAGUAUCAACAACCCAGAAGGAGAGUAUCCCCACUCCAACAUAAAAAGAGCACGAAAAGCUGAGGUAAACUACCUCCCAAACUUUCCAAGAGGAGAAGAUAAGGCCAGUCUGGAGGAAUUGAGAGUCCAGAUAAAAAAUGAGGUUGAGAAGACCGAGCCCAACAAAGUAAUGAUUGAAAAACUGAUGCAAACAACCUUUGCACUGCGUCGCCAUGAGAUCGUUCAAGAAAACCCAAUGGUGAAGGACUUCUUAGAGAAAUGGCCAGCUCUGCGAUUUCACUCACAGGUUUGUGCGGAGUUCCACCGAGUCACAAACAUCAACCUGCAGAAACAGUUCUAUGCUGAACUUGACAGACACACACCACGACUUAUGGCUCUAUACAGACAGAAGGCCACAUGCACUGGCAAGAUAUCGGAGGCUCUGCGAAACUUUCUGAAUCAUUAUGAUCAUCAGGAAGCACCUGAUGUCGAUGUGAAACGGACUGCAGUGCUACGUGCCCUUCCAGUAUACCUGCGGGAGGAAGACCCAGAAUUCUUUAAGACAUGUGAUGCGGGCACGCUAGAUGAGACGAACCUGACUGACACUCCAGUUGCCCUUCUCACAGUGGUUGCUGACGGCUCUGCUGAGACCAGUCCAUUUCAGUCCUUCAAGCAUGGCUGUUGUGGUGGAAGGCGACUUGGUGAUCCGUGAUAUUGCCAGAUUUGCUGAUGCAUAUGCCUUAUUGUUUGGCUUGAUCUAUGCUCUGCAUUUGGACUACCCCAGGAAACUAGUUCACACAUUCACCUUUGUCCAGAAAGUCUUCAUGGGGCUUGAUGAUGGCAAACCACUGAAACCCAGCCUUCAUGCUCUUAGAAAUGAUUUGUUACAGAGUGAGUAGUUAUGAAAGAUAUGCAAGGCAACUGGUUGUUAGGACAGGCACACUGUUACUGAGCACCUUCUUUGAAGUAUUUUAUUUAAAGCACUUUUAAGUUUUCUACAGGCUUUGGGUGGAUGUAAUUCCCAUCAGUUUACCUCAUUUUUUUUAUACAAGGUUAUUUGGGUGCCGAUAAACAUUAUUUGAACCUGUUAAAAAAUAUUUAUUUUAUUUAAUUUUUGUUUAUUUAAAAAAAUCUCUUUUGUGUUUGACCUUUUGUUUUUCAUUUUUAUAUAUUAGAAGAAAGAUGACUUUUAGGACUGAUGUUCUUUUAUGAUUUUAUAAAAAUUUUAUUAAAUGUUAUUAGCAGCAUUUUGUACGCUCACUUGUGCUCCAGUCCAUGUCAGUGGUUCCAUGUUGAUGGUUUUAUAAAAAAAACAUUUAUGUGAUGUUUUUCACAAGUCCAUAAAAAUGUUAAUAAACAAAAUGUUAAGUGAA
Nothobranchius furzeri (turquoise killifish) is the source of this 5295-nucleotide messenger RNA. RefSeq lists its product as uncharacterized. NCBI's taxonomy places the organism in Eukaryota, Metazoa, Chordata, Actinopteri, Cyprinodontiformes, Nothobranchiidae. The record is from RefSeq and is a predicted model, not a curated record.